AUGUCAAAAAAGUUGUCUGUUGAUACUUAUCGCAACGAAGAAAGCAAAACUAUAAAUGCAUUAUUAGAAAUGACUAACAAAAUAUUAACGCAAAACACUUCUAUUAUGGAGAAACAAGAAGCUCUAGAGUCUACAGUUAUACACCUUGUUAGAGACAUUAAGGCUUUACAAUCUUCACAAGAAAAUUUAAAGUCGAAGGCAAAUGACAAUAGAGCGACACAAGAUAUAAAGUUCUCUAUAGAUAAUUGGCUUUAUUCCAAUGAAAGAAUUUAUGAAGAAUCCAUUCAUAAAGAGCUUGAAGAAUUUUGCCCUGAUAAAAUAGAACAGUAUAAAAAAAUUUCCAGAUGGGAAGGAUUGUAUAGCAAGAUUGAAAAUUUGUACCGUGAAGCUUUAUUCGAAUCUUUUCAUCAUGCUGUGUUUGAGAAUGUUUUUAAAAAUAAGAUUUCGCUCUUUGUUAAUUCAGAAAGUUCUGAAGCCGAAAUAACUUCUUGGAAAUCAAGUAAAGAGGUACAAUGGUGUUUCAAAAACUUGGACACAAUUAUUGAAGAAGAGAAUAAAACAUAUUUUCAAAUGGUUGCCAAAAAAGUAUUUGGCCGACAACCUACAAAGAACCAAUGUGCAGUAACACGAGCUAUCUUACAUAAUUUGUUCAAUUCCGAAAUUGUCAAAAUUAAAUUCGACGAAAAAUAUUUAACAAGAAAAUUAAAAUCUUUCUUGGUAG
This is a messenger RNA of Dentiscutata erythropus, 721 nucleotides long. NCBI's taxonomy places the organism in Eukaryota, Fungi, Glomeromycota, Glomeromycetes, Diversisporales, Gigasporaceae. The record is from the annotation of a GenBank genome assembly.